Molecule: messenger RNA, 2970 nt
Organism: Suhomyces tanzawaensis NRRL Y-17324
Lineage: Eukaryota; Fungi; Ascomycota; Pichiomycetes; Serinales; Debaryomycetaceae
Gene: MCM2
Product: MCM DNA helicase complex subunit
Exons: 1
Coding region: 326-2851 (841 amino acids)
Biological process (GO): double-strand break repair via break-induced replication; DNA replication; mitotic DNA replication initiation
Cellular component (GO): MCM complex; nucleus
Molecular function (GO): 3'-5' DNA helicase activity; ATP binding; single-stranded DNA binding
Source: RefSeq, a predicted model, not a curated record
UCCCGAACCUCGUCGUCUGUCGCUAUCUCUGGGAGACGCUGCACAGAAAUGACACGGAAUUUGAGACACACCAGUGGAAUGAGCACGAGGCACCCCGAUGCAGAGGCCGAGAUAAUAAUCGGGCUGCACCAGCGCCAGAAUCAGGGCAGGCAUGUAGUGGGGGAGAAUGUCGCGGUGACACAAAUGUCACCCGCGACAUGUCGCCCUGUCGCACCGGACGCGGCCAAUGUCGCGCCGCUCCCUUGCCCAAUCGGGCUAAUUACACGCGUCCCCAUCACUUUUCACUUUUCACCAACCACCACUUUCUUACUCCACCACCUCCACCAUGUCCACCCCCUCGCGUAAGAGACAAGCAGAUGACGACACACAGCCCUCUUCACCCAUACUAGGCUCCAGUCCCCAGCUUCCGCCCUCGUCGCCAGCAAUUCCGUUCGAACAGCCAGAUGAAGAAGACGAGAUCCACAACGACAUUGCGGAUUUGAAUCCUUCGGACGAGGAGGAGGGUGAAGACUUGAUGAACAACCUCGAGCGUGACUAUCGCGAGCGUGCCGACCAGGACCACUAUGACUUAGGCGACGGAAACAUCGACGACGACCAAUACGAGGAAAUGGACGCAGCCAGCAGAAGACGGAUUGACGAGCAAUUGAACCGUAGGGACGAGAUCCUCGGGGGCUCGGGACGGUCCAGAAGACACGCGUUUUUGGACGAGGACUUGGAUGAAGAUAUGGACGACUCCAUGGACCAGUACGGAUUGCCAAUCCAGAGAAGAAGAAGAAGAGACUACGACGACCUCGACCACGACGACGAGGCCGAGGACAUCGAGAUCGACCCGUUCAAUGAAGAGCUCUCGUUGGAGAGUUUGACGGACAUCAAGGCUCCCAGCAUCACCGAGUGGAUCCUCCAGCCAGCAGUGUCCCGUUCCAUCGCCAGGGAGCUCAAGUCGUUCUUGUUGGAGUACACAGACGACAAGGGUCGUUCCGUGUACGGUGCCAGAAUCAGGACGUUGGGUGAAAUCAACGCAGAGUCCUUGGAGGUCACCUACCACCACCUUGCGGACUCCAAGGCCAUUUUGGCCCUCUUUUUGGCCACAUCACCCACGGAAAUGCUCAAGAUCUUCGACAUCGUGGCCAUGGAGGCCACCGAGUUGCACUACCCCAACUACUCGCAGAUCCACCUGGAGAUCCACGUCCGAAUCGCAGGCUUUCCCAACCAGCUCAACCUUCGAGACUUGCGGGAGAACAACUUGAACCAGUUGGUCAAGAUCGUAGGCGUGGUUACACGUCGUACAGGCGUGUUUCCCCAGCUCAAGUACGUCAAGUUCGACUGCUUGAAGUGUGGGGUUGUUUUGGGUCCAUUUAUCCAGGACUCCAACACUGAAGUCAGGGUAUCGUUCUGCACCAACUGCCAGUCCAAGGGCCCGUUCAAGAUCAACUCGGAAAAGACCCUCUACCGUAACUACCAGCGCAUCACCCUCCAGGAGAGUCCUGGCACGGUUCCAGCUGGAAGACUUCCUCGCCACCGAGAAAUCAUCAUGUUGUCGGACUUGGUGGACCAGGCCAAGCCAGGUGAGGAAAUCGAGGUCACAGGUGUGUACAAGAACAACUUCGACGGCCAGUUGAACGUUAAGAACGGGUUUCCCGUAUUUGCCACUAUCAUCGAGGCCAACUCCAUCCGUCGCAAAGAAGCAGCAGGUGACAGCGCCUCUGCUGCCUGGACGGAAGAGGAGGAACGGGAGUUCCGCAAGUUGGCCCAGGAAAGAGGUAUCAUCGACAAGAUCAUCGGGUCGAUGGCUCCGUCCAUCUACGGCCACAGGGACAUCAAAACCGCGUUGGCAUGCUCGUUGUUUGGGGGAGUGCCAAAAGACGUCAACGGCAAGUUAUCCAUCAGAGGUGACAUCAACGUGCUCCUUCUAGGCGAUCCCGGAACAGCCAAGUCCCAGAUCUUGAAGUACGCCGAAAAGACCGCCAAUCGUGCCGUUUUUGCUACCGGACAGGGCGCUUCCGCUGUGGGGUUGACAGCAUCCGUCAGAAAGGACCCUGUGACCCGUGAGUGGACAUUGGAGGGUGGUGCCUUGGUGCUUGCCGACAAGGGCACCUGCUUGAUCGACGAGUUCGACAAGAUGAACGACCAGGACAGAACGUCCAUCCACGAAGCCAUGGAACAACAGCUGAUUUCCAUCUCCAAGGCGGGAAUCGUCACCACCCUCCAGGCUCGGUGCUCGAUCAUCGCUGCUGCCAACCCUACGGGUGGUAAGUACAACUCCACCUUACCAUUGUCGCAGAACGUGGAUCUUACUGAGCCCAUUUUGUCCAGAUUUGACAUCUUGUGCAUCGUCAGAGACUUGGUGAACCCCGAGCUGGACGAAAGGUUGGCCAGCUUCGUCAUCGAUAGUCACAUGAGAUCGCAUCCCACCGAGGCAGGCGACGAGGAUGACGAAAACACCGACUCCAGGCAGGCCAGGACAGAAAGAUUGAACCAGCAGAAGGAAAGCGAAAUCUCGCCCAUUCCCCAGGACUUGCUUGCCAAAUACAUCCACUACGCCAGAGUCAAGGUCCAACCCAAGUUGCACCAGAUGGACAUGGACAAGGUGUCCAGGGUGUAUGUGGACUUGAGAAAGGAGUCCAUCAGCACUGGAUCGUUCCCUAUCACUGUCAGACACUUGGAAAGUAUUUUGAGAAUCGCCGAGGCUUUUGCCAAGAUGAGAUUGAGCGACUUCGUCAGCCAGAACGACUUGAACAGGGCCAUCAAGGUCAGCAUCGACAGUUUCGUGGGGGCCCAGAAGGUGACUGUCAGAAGACAGUUGCAAAGAUCGUUCCAGAAGUACACCUUGCCUACCCGCAGAAGAGAGUAGAUGGGGUCUUGGUGAACUAGGUGAGGACCUGUGGGUUUUGUUCUUGUGUGUAUUAUAACUAGGGUAUUUGCUCCGUUGAGGAGUCUAUAGCUAUAUUAUUUUGUAAUUUGAGGUAUGAU